Bufo gargarizans (Asiatic toad) is the source of this 2205-nucleotide messenger RNA. It is a transcript of the gene BTG2, whose product is annotated as BTG anti-proliferation factor 2. The record is from RefSeq and is a predicted model, not a curated record. Gene Ontology annotation, biological process: negative regulation of cell population proliferation; negative regulation of mitotic cell cycle. Gene Ontology annotation, cellular component: nucleus; cytoplasm. The transcript has 2 exons. Bases 100 to 570 code for a protein of 156 amino acids. Lineage: Eukaryota; Metazoa; Chordata; Amphibia; Anura; Bufonidae.
UCUGUGGAGCGGCGGGGUAGCACGGCUUGUCUGCGUUAACAUCAUAUCCGUACGUGCUUCCUUCCUCGUAGCUUACGCCGUGACCUCACCCUAGCAGCCAUGUCCAUCGUGUCUUCAGAAGACGGCCUCACGGAGACGUUGCCGGAGAUUACGGCGGCCGUCAGUUUUCUAUCCAGCCUCCUGCGCAGCCGGCUCAAUGAACAGCAACUACAAGGCUUCAGCGGAGCGUUGCAGGACACGCUGAUCGAUCACUAUAGGCACCAUUGGUUUCCAGACAAGCCUGCUAAGGGUUCUGGCUACCGCUGCAUCCGGAUCAACCAUAAAAUGGACCCAAUCAUCAGCAAAGUUGCAGCUCGUAUAAAGAUGAGUUAUCUACUCUGUCUCUUGCCCAAAGAGCUCACGCUCUGGGUGGAUCCUUAUGAAGUUUCCUACAGGAUAGGCGAGGAUGGUUCCAUCUGUGUCCUAUACGAGGCAUCUGCUCCUGUACCCCGAGGACUCUUAAACUGUAAGAGUGAGCUCCUAGGCCGCUCCAGUGCACCAAACCAGUACCUGAUGACGGUGGGCAGCUAACCUGAUCCAUGGAUCUCCACCUCUGCUGCUUUUAAAUGUGUAAAUACCUCGCUCUGGGAGCGAUGUUUUUUUUUUUUUUUUUUUAAUGAAGAUCUAUUUAUAUUUUUAAAUGAUUUUUAUUUGGAGAAAAUGAUGUGGUCAUAUCUAGUAUUUUUUAAUUAUCUUAUACACUAAUGCACUAGUACAACAUGUACAGCCCAUUGCAUACAUAUCCACUAUAAUGCACACUGCAACAUAUGGGGACUAUAUACUAUGUACACUUAUGGGAUUUUUAUUUUUAUUGGUUCAGUUUGGCUACUUUGCACUUUAUUCUCUGCUUUAAAAGUGCUUUAACUGAUCCAGGUGCUUGCUGCUUGAAGCCCCAGCUUAUGGCUGACUCCACAGAACGGGUUUUCACUCUGCAUGCUCCAUCAUGCAUUUAAUCCUGAGAGCCGGGCUUUAUUAUGUAGGGUAUGUUAUGUCUAAGUAGUCCCUUCCCCCUACAGCAUGGAUGAAGGUGGACUUUGUGUGAUGCAAGUCACUGCCCCCUAAGCUUAUGGUCUUCUGCCCAUUAAUACAGGCAAUACUGUUGCAGGCCGAGCUACUGGUAGGCAAUAAAUGGCCCAUUAGAUUUUGUUCUUGUCCUUUGCUGGAAUAAUCUGAAUGUCUCUUGGGUUCCUAUUACAGCUUAGAAUAAUUGGGGAACAACUACUAAGUCAGGUUCCCAGAUGCAGUUUUGGAAGCAUAAAGAGAAGUGGUUUCUCUCCUUUUUUUAUGACCGUUCCUUAUUUUGGCUUCCAAAUCUACAUCUGGAAACCUAACCAUGUGGCUGCACCUUUAAUGGGUUAAGGACUUAUUCACACUUGCCUUGUAGUGCGAUUCAGAGCCCAAACAAUAUUACUAUAGGUCGCUUUAGCUGGAGGAACUGUUCUUAUGGCUGUGAUGGGCCUCAUUGCUAAAGUCUGCGGAAAGAGUGUAACAUAAAACUAUGGAGAAAACAGAAGUAAUGUGCAAACUAGUAUGAAUAGGUACUGAAUGCUCUUUAAUGGUGAUUCCAGAUACCCACUUGUCAGGACUCUGCAAGACAACUGUCCGAAUGUGCGGUGCAUAUUCAGUAGCAGCUGCAAACAACUUGGUGCCUUUCUCAUGCUGCACAAAGUGUCUUAGAGGGCCAAACUGUGGCCCUUAAAUAUUUGCACAAUACCUAUGUGUGGUCUGUGUGUAAAGGACCUAUUAAACGGCAUGCUUAUCAAGAACAAGCUUUCAUUGGCCCAAAUCGAACGAGUGAAAGCUUGUUCAAUGGCUGAUGGGCAUCGCAAUGAGAUGCCCAAUUAUCAGGAGCACAUGUCCCUGUGUAAUCGGGAUGUGCUGCCGAUAAUGAAUAGAACAGAAUGAGGGUAAGCGUUCCUUCCUCCUGCAUUCAAUUUGUAUUGGCCGGUGUAAUCAGGCCAUUGCAAAUGAGCACUGAUUCAUGUGCUUGCACUGCCUGAAGAUUCGGCAGUGUAAUACCACCAACAGUGUCACAUUGUACUGCCAAGCUUUGUAAACUGCCUGUGUUUCAUCUGCGUCUAGUUGUGCUGCUUAGCAGUCACUGAAUAUUUUGUUACUGGGUACUGUACGGUUGUUACUUUUGUAAUAAAAGAGAAAUUGAAUCAG